AUGGAUGAAUGUAUGCCGUUACGAUCGGUGCGCAUGUCAAUACGAGAUCCAGUGUGGAAGACACCCUUAGUAAAAUCGUUAAUGAUGGUAAGGUCAAGAAUAGCUCAAAGCACUAAAGAUCGGUUGGCUGAGGUUAACAAGAAAAUAAGCGAAUUGAUUAGUAAGAACAGAAGAACACUCGCAAAGGCACCUGUCGGAUCCAGAGAAUGGUGGAAGCACGUACAUAAUUUGUCCCAACGACGCAGCAUUUCUGCUAAUGUUACAUUGGACACUAAAUCACUAGAGGAGCUAAACGGCUACUUCGCCGAUUUGUGCACUGGUGACGCAUAUACGAAGCCUGUAACAGCUAUUGUGGAUAAAAACUUAGAAGCCCCUCAGAUAUCAGAAAGACACGUGUGGAAUUCUUUUCAACAUCUGAAGAAAACCGCUAUAGGACCAGAUCUCAUUCCCUUUUGGAUUUGGAGGGAUCACGCUGAGAUCUUCACAAGUGUCAUUCAUAAGAUCUGGAAUGUUUCCUUCAAUACUGGCAAGUGGCCCUCCUUGUGGAAAAGGGCCCAAGUGACCCCCCUCCCUAAGGUUGACAUCCCUAAGGGCAAGCAGGAUUUCAGAGGAAUUAAGAUCACGCCUGUAAUUGCACGUGCGUUCGAGAAAUCUGUGUAUAACACCCAUGCACGAGACAUUGUCGAACAGCAUCUGAGUUCAACACAGCUUGCUUAUAAGACAGGGGUGACUUGCACUGAUGCGCUCUUGAGCAUGCAGCAUAUCAUCUACAGCUAUUUAGACGAGCAAGACUGCAAAGCCGUCCGAGUGUUUGCAAUGGAUUUUAGCAAAGCAUUUGACUGUGUCAAUNAGCUCCUUUGUGAGUUUCUUGAGGCUUGGCAUGGUCCGCUGUUCUGA
Molecule: messenger RNA, 897 nt
Organism: Stylophora pistillata
Lineage: Eukaryota; Metazoa; Cnidaria; Anthozoa; Scleractinia; Pocilloporidae
Source: RefSeq, a predicted model, not a curated record